AAACUGUGACAGUGUGUGUCUGAAGUAAAGCUUCGCAAUAUAAUUAUUUAGCAAUUUGUGUCGUCAAAAAUAGACAUGAACGACUACGAACUGGAAACCAUGCUCCGCAUAAACAGCAUCAUGGUGAUCAGAAAACUAGGAUCCGGAUCCUUCGGAGACAUCUACGAGGCCAAGCACAUGGGGUCAGGACUCCACGUAGCCCUCAAGGUGGAGCGCAAAAAUGCCGGCCAAUCGCACUUGAGCAUCGAGUCCACGGUGUACAAUCUGCUGAGACAUGGUAUGGGAAUCCCGAUGACGUACCAGUUUUUCUCAAACAGGCGGCACGACGUGCUGGUCAUGGAGUUACUGGGCCCCUCGUUGGAGACGCUAUUCACGAUGUGUAAUCGCCGCUUCUCCAUGAAGACUGUACUCAUGCUGGCUGACCAGAUGGUGGACCGUUUGGAGUACCUGCACCUCCAUCACUACGUGCACCGCGACAUUAAGCCGGAAAACUUUCUGAUGGGCGUUGGCCUGACCAGACACCGGCUCCACCUCAUCGACUUCGGCCUAUCCAAGCGGUACUGGGACAUGAAGGAGAACAGGCAUGUGCCACAAAGGCGCGGCACAAAGUGGGCCGGCACCGCCCGCUACGCCUCCGUUAACGCCCUUUGUUGUAAAGUGCAGUCCCGGCGGGACGACUUGGAAUCGGUGGGCUACGUCCUCAUUUACCUUUUGCGAGGUAGCCUGCCCUGGCAAGGCCUCUUGCCCAACAGCAAGUUGCAGAAGGCGGAGAUGAUCUUGGAAAUGAAGCUGUCCACCUUGCCGAAUAGCCUGUGUGCUGGAUAUCCAAACGAGUUCUACAACUAUAUUAUAUACACCCGGCAACUGGGCUUCGAAGAGGAACCGGAUUAUCGGAUGAUUAGGUGCACCUUCUUGAGUUUGCUGUUUAAUCUGAAGUUCACCAAUGAUCUCAUCUACGACUGGGACCACGCCGAGAAGAACAGUGGCAAGAGCGGCUCGGAGGAAGAUAGGGUGGUGGUGAAAAAGGUCGUCUAAGGGCGGCGGACUGCUGGUAGUACGAUGCAUAUUCCAUGUUGAAUAAAACCGUCCGACUUUUCUAAAUGUCACAAAUGCCAAUUUUGAAAUACACAAACUGCCAGCUACC
Molecule: messenger RNA, 1144 nt
Organism: Drosophila melanogaster (fruit fly)
Lineage: Eukaryota; Metazoa; Arthropoda; Insecta; Diptera; Drosophilidae
Exons: 1
Coding region: 76-1035 (319 amino acids)
Molecular function (GO): protein serine/threonine kinase activity; transferase activity; kinase activity
Source: RefSeq, marked reviewed